CUUUCUCACCCGUGUAUCUCCCCCCAUGGGUCAGUUCUCACGGUCAGACAGCAUCCAGAGCGAGCAGGGAGGGCCUGAGAUGGUCACCCUCUCGGUCAACUCCAUGUGUUCCUUCACGGAGAGUGGGUCAGCUGUGUCACCGGGCUCCUCUCACCUCUCACUCCGCUCAGAGCUAUCUCGCACUCAAUCCCUCUCACAACCACACCCAAGGUCCAACUCCAACGCUGCUGAGAGACACCCGAGCUUCAGAUUACAGAUUCCAGGUCAGGAGCUCCAGCGGUCCCGUCGUCCCUCCCUUCUCAGCCUGAGGUCCUUGGCUCGCUCCCUCAACCCUUACUUCAGUAUGGAUUACGACUACGACUCCUUCGACUAUGACCCGUCGAGUAGCAUCGGUAGGCGGGGCACACCACCACCACCUGCCCUACCUGCAGGAGCCCGUGCCCAAGCUCUCCUUCACCCAGAAGCUGGCCUUCCCUACCCUCGUCCAAAACUCUAUCGACAGACCUAAGCCCCGCGACCCCUACAUGGAGGCGGAGCACAACAUGAACACCUUCGCCAAGAUCAUCACCAUCGUCGUCCUUGCUCUCGUCACCGUCCUCGUACUGGGGGUUCUCUACAAGCUGCUACACUGAACGUCCUCGUGUGUUUGUGUACACGCAGUGUCUUCUACAAGGCUACAAGAUGCUUCACUAAGUGCUCUCUACAUACACAAACACAAGUAAUGACAUCUACAGUUUGAUACACAAUUUUAUCAUGACAUACACACAUACACAGUUGACCAGUGACCCACCCAAGUCGAUGCACUAAACGCUUCCAUCACACUUUUACACAUACAAGGUGAGACAAAGGGCGAUGUCAUCAUCCUGGUACUGAGUCUACUGAUACACGACCAGUGUCAUCAACAAACACAAACACCAUCAUCACCACACCUGUUACACACACCAGGAGUAAAGUUCACAAUAUGAUACACAGUAUGUACAGUCGGGGUCAAAAGUCUUGAACACUUGACAGUAUUUGGCAUGCAAGUACCCGAAGAUCUUGGGUAUUAAGGAGAGUUUUAUCCCAUUUUGUGGU
This is a messenger RNA of Homarus americanus (American lobster), 1074 nucleotides long. RefSeq lists its product as uncharacterized. The record is from RefSeq and is a predicted model, not a curated record. The transcript has 2 exons. The coding region runs from base 26 to 508 and encodes 160 amino acids. Lineage: Eukaryota; Metazoa; Arthropoda; Malacostraca; Decapoda; Nephropidae.